AACCGGAAACAAAUGGAGAAGUACUUCGUGUAGUAAAAAACAUAAACAUAAUCUUCGAACAAACAUUAGCAAAUAUCAGAAGAUGACUUUGGGUUAAAAAAGAAAAGGAAAAGUUUAUUUUAUUGUGUUUCAAGCGGAGAAAAGUUUAAGGGAAUAGACUCAAAGGUUAAAACAUGCUUGAUCCAACCACAAGAAGCGAGCCAGUUCCGACAAAUUUCGUUGCAAGCGCUGUCAGCGAGAAUUCGUCUGUGAAAGCAAAUACUGAUAAUGGCGAUGUUUUUUACGAAACACCAGCUGCACAAGGGAUUUCUGGCCUCUUUGUGGCUUUAGCAAUCAUAAUUACUGUCCACCAGAUCUACCUUCACCUGAAAUUUUACACAAAUCCCAACCAGCAGAGAUGGAUUGUCCGUAUCCUGUUCAUCAUUCCCAUAUACGGGUUUCAUUCUUGGCUAAGCCUGAUGUUCUUUCAACAUUCAUUUUCCAUCUACUUUGACACAGUCCGGGAUUGUUACGAAGCUUUUGUGAUAUAUAAUUUCAUAAGUCUAUGCUACGAGUAUCUUGGUGGAGAGAUUUCCAUCAUGAAUGAGCUUCGUGGGCGACCAAUCAAGGCAAGUUGGAUCAGUUGUACUUGCUGUCUGAAUGGAAUGCAAUAUACUGUUGGUUUUCUAAAGUUUUGUAAGCAGGCAACGCUUCAAUUUUGUGUUGUUAAACCAAUCAUGGUGAUUGUUAUUUUAAUUCUGUUUCCUCUUGGAUAUUAUGAUCCAGGAGAAUGGAGAGGUGAUCGUGGCUAUCUUUAUGUAACUGUGGUAUACAAUAUCUCCUACACCCUAGCAUUAUAUGGAUUGUUUCUGUUCUAUUCAGCUACAAAAGAGCUUCUUGCACCUCAUAACCCCCUACUAAAGUUCUUCACUAUCAAAUCAGUUGUAUUCUUAUCUUUCUGGCAAGGCUUCACUUUGGCUAUCUUUGAAAGUGCUGGUGUAAUCCGAACAUACAACAAUAUUUCAUCUGGGAAGAUCGCAAGUGCUUGUCAAGAUUUCUUAAUAUGCAUUGAAAUGUUUUUCGCUGCAAUAGCUCUGAGGUUUGCCUUUCCACACUCAAGAUAUAUGAACCAACGGAAAUUGAAUGAAAAAGGCCAAGCAGUUGCACUUAAGAGCAUUUCAAGUAACUUUAGACAAACAUUAAACCCAAAAGACAUUGUCACCGAUGCCAUACAUAACUUUUCACGUUCCUACCAACAGUAUGCAGGUGGAAUGGCAGUUCAGACGAACGAGGAAAGCCCAAAGCCUAAAGUUGUUUAUAGUAAAACUGGUUAUUCUGAAGAAACUAUGCUACUAGAUUCAGACUCAGAAUUUUAGCUUUGAGUGGUUGCACUAAAAUAAGCAGACAUGCAUGUAGAAAUAUCAUAUUUAAUUUGUUUAAUGUCCCUCUGAGUCAAUGCUCAUCUCAAUCCAUCCACAUACUCAAAAUCAAUCGUGUUUUUGCAAGUAUAAUCUGCAUUAUCUAAUUAUUCCUCCUGAAAAGCACAAGCCCCUAGAGAGCUAACAGGAGCUACAUACGAAGGAUGUGAUAUGGUCAAUAACUGUUUCUUUUUUAUGUGAUGGAAUGAGAUAAAA
Messenger RNA from Dendronephthya gigantea, 1613 nucleotides. Its product is annotated as transmembrane protein 184B-like. The coding region runs from base 174 to 1355 and encodes 393 amino acids. The transcript has 7 exons. Gene Ontology annotation, biological process: transport. Gene Ontology annotation, molecular function: transporter activity. Lineage: Eukaryota; Metazoa; Cnidaria; Anthozoa; Malacalcyonacea; Nephtheidae. The record is from RefSeq and is a predicted model, not a curated record.